AUGGGCAUGAGGCAGUGCUCAAAGGACGAAAUGGGCUACACACCAUUCAUCCAUGCUGCAGAAAGUGGACAUGAGGCUGUUGUAAGGCUGUUACUUGAGACUGGACAGGUGGAUGUGAAUGUAAGCAGCUACUACGGAUUCACGCCACUGGCCACAGCUGCGGAGAAUGGACAUGACGCGGUGGUGAAGCUCUUACUUGAGACAGGCGAGGUGGACGUGAACGCAACGAGCUUCGAGCCGCUAACACCUAUCUACCUUUCCGUGCGGGGAGGGCAUACGACGGUAGUAAAACUGCUACUUGGAACUGGACAGAUUGAUCUGGACAUAAAAGACGACGAAGGUCGAACAGCGUUGACCUACGCCGCAGAGCUUGGACAACAAGAAGCAAUCGUGAGGAUGUGA
This is a messenger RNA of Penicillium argentinense, 402 nucleotides long. RefSeq names its product ankyrin repeat domain-containing protein. Gene Ontology annotation, molecular function: protein binding. The coding region runs from base 1 to 402 and encodes 133 amino acids. The transcript is spliced from 2 exons. The record is from RefSeq and is a predicted model, not a curated record. NCBI's taxonomy places the organism in Eukaryota, Fungi, Ascomycota, Eurotiomycetes, Eurotiales, Aspergillaceae.